Messenger RNA from Dicrocoelium dendriticum, 1019 nucleotides. The record is from the annotation of a GenBank genome assembly. NCBI's taxonomy places the organism in Eukaryota, Metazoa, Platyhelminthes, Trematoda, Plagiorchiida, Dicrocoeliidae.
AAUUGUGUUGGCACUGAAGAAACAAUACGAAAGGUUGACAACUGCCAUUGUUCGUCUUCUUACGGCAUUAUUCAAAUUUUUGCUCACUCAAGUUGUUGGAAUACGGCGCGCUCUCUGGCAUUUUUGACCCUUGCAAACAUUCUCAGCUAACUCAGACGACAACAAAAUGUUCCGCAUUGUCAGCAGACUGCUCAAACAAAACAUUCAUGGAGAUCGGGAAGUGCAGUGAUACUAACGUGUUUUAGAUACAGACGCCGCAGCUGUCAUUGGAAAUAGUUGCAGGUUGUUCUAACUCAUGUAAAAAACUGGGCAAGAAAGGUUUGAUAUUAACAUAGUCGAUCUUGAGGCGGGUGGAUUGCAAACUGCUUGACUUGCAGGAAGUUAUGGACAAUUGCAUUUCGCAGUCCACCUUUGGACCCAGCACACCAAGUUGCAAUUUAUCGGCGGUGUCACUGGAAUCACCCACUAAAGCAGAGCUAUUUCUUCAUACCAUACACCUGAAGCACUUUAAGGCUGAAGGCUUAGACGAAGGUCUACCAGAAAUGCUCAAGUACGGUGACAUGGCUGUUGUCACUCAGCUAACAUCUAUAUGCUUGAUGAUACGACAGAAGAAACGGUACCCUCCUCUUGAGAAAAUAAACUCCAAGGAACAAUGCAUUCCAGUGAUAUUGGUUGCUUCCAACAUACUAAGAUCCAGCAUGCUCCGGAAACUGGCGCAAACGCGUAGAACAAACUACGCGGAAGAGCAGGCAUGUUUUGGCCGCGAUCGGGUAUUUGUGGAUCAAAUACACACAAUUCAGCUUCUCAAACGUCGUCAUUUCGACUUCCGAACCCCCCGACGUCGAUUUCCUGGACCUACAUACAACCCAGUAGAUCCGCCUGCUUUAUAGCAAGGCCAAGGAAGGAAUUCAGUUCCCGAGGACUAAUUUGCUUUAACUCGGGUAUAUAUAUAUAUCUUUACAUUCUGUUAACGGACAUUAUGCCACUGGAACUAUGUCAGAAGUAAAAAAUUGAGCAAA